CCCCUGGUCUAGGUGUUUACAAUGUUAUGCUAAGAUGACUUGCUUGCUUGAAUGCAUUGUGUGCACCAAUUUAGUCGGAGUUGAGCAAUACCUACAAAGUACUAUUUCACUUUGAAAAUGCUUUUUUAGUCACAAGAUGGCCUAUGAUAAUGGUUAUGAUGAUUUUUGCAAUGAUCGAUUGACUGAUGCCUUCAGCCUUCAGAGAUUCGGACUCGGAGCACUCUCUGAGCUUCUUUGAGGCGGUGGCCAGUCAUUCAUUUGACAAGGACAAGGAGAAAGGCUCUGUCCUGUUCAGCAGCAAGCGCAGCAGCCCAACCAGCAUGUCUCAGGAGAAUCACCAUGGCAAUGAGGAGGAGUCCCGACCCAAUGGGAUUGUGAGGCACAGAACAAGUUUACCAGCAUCCAUGUUCUCCAGAAAUGACUUCAGCAUCUGGAGUAUCCUGAGGAAAUGCAUUGGCAUGGAGCUGUCUAAAAUUACCAUGCCAGUGAUUUUUAAUGAGCCCCUGAGCUUCCUUCAGCGUCUGACAGAGUACAUGGAGCACACAUACCUCAUCCACCAGGCCAACGCCUCCUCUGACUCCAUAGAGAGGAUGAAGUGUGUGGCAGCGUUUGCUGUGUCUGCUGUGGCUUCCCAGUGGGAGAGAACUGGGAAACCCUUCAACCCGCUACUGGGAGAGACCUACGAACUGGUCAGAGAGGACCUGGGGUUCAGGUUGAUCUCAGAGCAGGUGAGCCACCAUCCACCAGUCAGUGCGUUCCACGCCGAAGGCCUGAAGAAAGACUUUGUGUUCCACGGCUCCAUCUACCCCAAACUCAAGUUCUGGGGAAAGAGCGUGGAGGCUGAACCCAAAGGCAUCAUCACACUGGAGCUUCCCAAGUACAAUGAGGCCUACACAUGGACAAACCCUACAUGUUGUGUCCACAACAUCAUCGUGGGGCAGCUGUGGAUUGAGCAGUAUGGCAACGUGGAGGUGAUCAACCACAAAACUGGAGAAAGAUGCUGUUUGAAUUUCAAACCCUGUGGCCUUUUUGGCAAGGAAUUGCACAAAGUUGAAGGCUAUAUUCUGGACAAAAGCAAAAAGAAGGUCUGUUCUCUCUACGGAAAGUGGACAGAGUGUAUGUACAUUGUGGAUUAUGCCGCAUUGGAGGCACAUAAGAAAAGUGGGAAGGGGACAGCGGAAAAGAAAAGCAGCAAACCGGGCUCUCGUGAGGAAGUGGAGGAGAUCUCCCUACCAGAGGCUGACACAGUCGAGGUCAUCCCAGGCAGCUAUCUCCUUUGGAGGAUAGCCCCCAGACCAGUCAACUCUACAGAGAUGUACAGCUUCACGUCGUUUGCCAUGCAACUGAACGAGCUGGAUAAAGAUAUGGAUGGGCUCAUCCCAAAGACAGACUGCAGGCUUAGGCCAGACAUACGAGCCAUGGAGAACGGAGAUAUUGAUCUUGCAAGUGAGGAGAAGAAGAGACUAGAAGAGAAACAGAGAGCUGCAUGUAAAACCCAUUCCAAAUCUGAUGACGAGUUGAAAACAAAAAACCCUGCCCUCGGCCCCAGGUGGUUUCAACAGGGUCAGAAUCCCCACAAUGGCUCCCAGGACUGGUUGUUCUCCACUGGGUACUGGAACCGCAACUAUCCCCUGUUACCUGAUAUUUACUGAUGGACAUUCAUUCCUUGAAUAGUGAGAUUGAUUCUUAUCCACGUCAACUUCCUUAUCUAUCAUGAAUACAUUAAAGCCUUAAUUUAUUACAAUGAAUACACUGUGUACGAAAAUAGCAAUAAUAGAUGUAUUUGUGAUACAAAAUGUUCAGCUGUUAAACAUGCUUGAUAUGAAUGUAGCGUCUAUAUUAGGUCACAUGUUCCAUGCAGCCAUCAUUUUAUUAUUACUUUUUUGCGUGUUCUUAUUACGCAAUAUGGCACAAGGGGGUGUGGUAUAUGGCUAAGGGCUGUUCUUAUGCGCAACGCGGAGUGCAAGGACACAGCCCUUAGCCGUGGUAUAU
Molecule: messenger RNA, 1992 nt
Organism: Oncorhynchus mykiss (rainbow trout)
Lineage: Eukaryota; Metazoa; Chordata; Actinopteri; Salmoniformes; Salmonidae
Source: RefSeq, a predicted model, not a curated record